Arctia plantaginis is the source of this 1668-nucleotide messenger RNA. Lineage: Eukaryota; Metazoa; Arthropoda; Insecta; Lepidoptera; Erebidae. The record is from the annotation of a GenBank genome assembly.
AUGAUUCUAUCCCGAUCGAAACCAGCGACUGAGAGUCGCCUGAAUACGGGCAGUAGCUCCGCUAAAAAAAGCUUUCCAGAGCUUGAAGAUUUCAUACUCAAACGGGACUAUCUUGGAGCUUUGACUUUGCUGGAGUUCCUCAAGCACGAAGGUAAUACCGACGUAUGGGCUGAUGUUUGGGCUGCGUGGUGUUGGUUUCACCUCGGCGAGUACAGACGCGCGCUAGACGCGUACCUCCUUGUGCAAUCAAGGGACAAGCUGGACUCGCGAGUGGCCGACAAUAUCGCCAUGGAUCUCGCUGUGUGUUACUUUUAUUUAGGUAUGUACAAAGAGUCGAAAGAGAUUGUUGAAGAAGCACCAAAAUGCACUUUAAAGACACGCCUGUUAUUUCACCUUGCCCACAAGCUCGGUGACGAAGAAUCCUUGAUGAAAUCUCAUGCAGCAUUACGCGAUGUUCCGGAGGACCAGCUUUGUUUGGCCUCAGUGCACUAUAUGAGAGCUCACUAUCAAGAGGCCAUCGAUGUUUACAAAAAACUCUUGUUAGAAAGACGCACACAUAUGGCACUAAACGUAUACGUGGCGUUGUGUUACUACAAACUUGACUACUAUGAUGUAUCCCAAGAGGUGCUCGGCGUCUACCUCGCUCAGCAUCCCACAUCCACUAUCGCGGGGAAUUUGAAGGCUUGUAAUCUUUUCAAGCUGUACAACGGCAAAGCGGCCGAAAAUGAGCUUAAACAGAUAUCGUCAGAUCAACACACUUUUGGACAAGAUCUAGUCAAACAUAAUUUGGUUGUAUUCCGAAAUGGCGAAGGAGCAUUAAAGGUGCUACCAGAACUAGUGGACGUGGUUCCAGAAGCUCGUCUCAACUUGGCAGGAUAUCGACUUCGCAACAGAGAGCCACUGGAGGCAAGGUCUUUGUUGGAACCAUUGCAACCCACUUCCCCCCUCCAUUACAUUUUGAGGGCAGUGGUUGCUGUAAGACUCUAUAAUGAGACUAGCGAUGAGGAGCAAAUGAAGCUAGCCCAGCAGAGUUUCCAUCUGGUGGGUAGUUCGGCAUCAGAAUGUGACACAAUCCCUGGCCGGCAGUGCAUGGCGUCGUCCUACUUCUUAGCUGGACACUUCGAAGAAGUCUUGGUCUAUCUCAACUCUAUUAAAAGUUUCUUCGUCAACGAUGAUACUUUCAACUUUAAUUACGCACAGGCUAAAGUAGCAACAGGCUUCUACCGCGAAGCUGAGGAGGUGCUCCUAGCGAUCCAGGACGAGAACAUGCGGUCUACAUUUACAUUUCUCGCAUGUUUAUGCAGAUGUCAUGUAAUGAACAAAGAUUCUCAUCUUGCGUGGGAGAUUUGCAUCAAGUCAGCUGGCACACCUGACAGUUUCGCAUUGUUACAACUGCUUGCUAACGACAGCUAUCGGAUGGGGCAGUUCCUUGUGGCUGCUAAAGCAUUCCACAUGCUUGACAGAUUAGACGGUGGUCCCGAAAUGUGGGAAGGCUUAAGGGGUGCCGUUUGUGGUUGCGCUCAAGCGGCUGCAGCUAACAAAUCUGGGGCAGCUGCAGACCUUCGAGAUGCCUUGGCCUUACUCAAAGGUGCAAGGGUCAACAACAGGGCUGACAACAUUGUAAAAACUAUCACCAAGUGGGCUCAACAGAACAGAAUUCCUCUUUGA